Dicentrarchus labrax (European seabass) is the source of this 3360-nucleotide messenger RNA. It is a transcript of the gene gle1, whose product is annotated as GLE1 RNA export mediator. The transcript has 15 exons. Bases 100 to 2256 code for a protein of 718 amino acids. Gene Ontology annotation, cellular component: cytoplasm; nuclear pore; nuclear pore cytoplasmic filaments. Gene Ontology annotation, molecular function: translation initiation factor binding; phospholipid binding; inositol hexakisphosphate binding. Gene Ontology annotation, biological process: regulation of translational termination; poly(A)+ mRNA export from nucleus; regulation of translational initiation. The record is from RefSeq and is a predicted model, not a curated record. NCBI's taxonomy places the organism in Eukaryota, Metazoa, Chordata, Actinopteri, Moronidae.
CACGUCGGAUUGUAAUUGAUGUAACCCCAUCCGCUGAUUUCAAAACUCAGCCUGUUCCCAGUAGUUUGUAGUUUGGGUUACUUUUACCAUUCUGUCGUGAUGCCUGCUGAAAAUCUACGAUGGGACACUUUACAGGCUCUAAAAAAUUCACCAAAGGCAAACAUAAGAUUUGACCCAUACUGGUCGCAAAGGGGCGAGGAUAUUUUGGCAGGUUGCAAAGAUGGCCUCAGCUUGUCCUCGGACUCUGCGGUCAUAUUGGAGCGGUUCAGCUCUUCACCCCUGCAGAAGUCCUGCUUUCUGGGUUCCAGCUCUGGAGACUCCAGCCCUGGCCUCUCUGAGGAGAUCUCAGCCUCAGCUUCCUCCACAGGAUCCAUCCCUGACAUCAAUGGGAAGCACACCACACUUUCUGCAGCCCCACCUGUAAGGGCCGAGAGUGAGCAGGCUCUUAGUGAUGAGGCGAGGGAUGAAGAUCCAGAGACAGACAGCGAAGUUUCCAGUCCUACAUCGCUACCUGCCAUUUCGCUGCUGUCGCCCAAAGCCAUGGAGACGGCGGGCCACAUUCUCAAAUUUGAGGCGGAACAACGAGAAAAGGCCAAGAUGGCGCUCAAACUGCGGCAGGAGAUGCAGGAGAAGCUGGUGGCGGCGGUGGCAAGCUCAGAGUCGGAGCAGCUGAAACGCUUUGAGGAGUUCAUGGAGUUGAAGCAGAGACAGGAGUACCAGAGCAUGAGGGACAUGAUGGAAAGAGAAACUAAAGAGAGCAUCGGGCGUCAAGAGAAACUGAAGGAAGAGCAAAGAUACAGAAUGAAGAUCCUCAACCUGCGGCUGAGGGAGGCGGAGCAGCAGCGCCAUCGGGAGGCGGAACUGGAGCGGCAGCGGCGGACGGAGGGCAGGGAGAGACUGCGUAACCUUAACGCCAUCCAGGAGGAGAUCCUGCAGCUCAACCAACUGCUGGAUCCGUCCACCCAGACCAAAACCGAGCUCCCGCUGGCCAGCCUCAACUCCCUCAGCACCCGUGGGAACCAACUGUGCUCCCAGGUGUCAGAGGUGGUGCGAAAGACAGCAGAGGGAGAGUUUCCCAGCGUAGAAGACAUGACCGUGGCCGAGCGAGCCCUGCACGAGAUGAGGGCGCUGAUCCGGCUGAUGCAGGAGGAGGUCGCCAAGUCUCAAGAGAAGAAGAAGAAGGAGCAAGAGCAGGAAGAGGAGCGCAGGAAGCAGGUGGAGCUGCAGGCACAGCAGGAAGCACAGAAGAAGGCGGCGCAGUCGGCCAAAGAGAAGGCACAGAGGAAAGGGCUGCAGAACAGUGCUGAAGAAAGCACACUGAAAUGGUACAAGGAGCUGCAGCUGUCAGCUGCUCAGUGCGCUCAGUCCUUCGAACAACUCAACUCCCCGAAAGACGCCCAGACAAAGAAGCUGAAAUUGGAGCUCCAGAAAGCAGCCAGCAUCCCUGUCAGUCAAAUCUCCAGCAACUCUGGAUCGCAGCUCCAAGAAAUCUUUGACAAGAUUGACAAGCUGCUGUCGGGGCGGCCGGUGGUGUCGGGAGGGAAGUCUGUCUCCACCUCCCAGCAUCCACAGGGCCUGGACUUUGUCAGUUACAAACUGGCUGAGAAGUUUGUGAAACAAGGAGAGGAGGAGGUGGCUUCUCACCACGAAGCUGCCUUCCCCAUCGCCGUGGUGGCCUCUGGCGUUUGGGAGCUGCACCCUCGAGUGGGUGACUUUAUCCUCGCCCACCUGCACAAGAAAUGUCCGUACGCAGUCCCACAUUACCCUCCAAUGAAGGAAGGCACACAGGUGGAGGAAUAUCAGAGGAUUCUUGGUUACCGUGUGGACGACUCCGGGGUUGAAGGUCAAGACAGUUUCCUGAAGAGGAUGUCUGGGAUGAUCCGUCUCUACGCUGCCAUAAUCCAGCUGAGGUGGCCCUACGGUUCCAAGCAGGGGGCUGCUCCUCACGGUCUGAACAAUGGCUGGCGUUGGUUAGCUCAGAUGCUCAACAUGGAGCCCCUGGCAGACAUCACGGCUACGCUGCUGUUCGACUUUCUUGAGGUUUGUGGUAAUGCUUUGAUGAAGCAGUAUCAGGGCCAGUUCUGGAAACUCAUCCUGCUCCUUAAAGAUGAAUACUUCCCGAGAAUUGAAGCAGUGACCAGCACUGGACAGAUGGGCUCAGUCAUCAGACUCAAACAGUUUCUAGAGACGUCACUGCAGAGCCGACAGAUCAGUCCGCCCAAAGGCCAGCUGAACGCCAUGUUCUGGAGGUCGUGAUGGAGGAGGAGCAGUGUUGGAUGUUGCUGCAUGACGUCGCUUAGGACUGAAUAAAGCGGAGAGGGAAGUGGUCUGAGGCUGGAAAACUGUGUGCUUUGUGGCUGGAGACUUAGUCUACAACCAACUUUAGUCGCUAAUCGGAGAGGAAAAGUCAAAGCUGCUCCUGUAGGAAGAUGUGCGUCACAUCUGUUUAGUUACACAGCUUCUGUGGCUCAUGAACUUUGUGUCAGGUUCAUUCACUGGAUGACUCAAAGAACUGAUCAGUAGGAAUGUGAUGGACGGUGACACACCCAACUACAUUUUCUGAAUACAACAUUAAUUCAACAGUUUUGAAGGGGCUAACAGUGAGAUAUUUAUCUCUGGAUUAAAACAGUGAAGGGAGUACACGUCGUCUCGCCAGCACAUCCGUCCUCCCAACGUCAGUAUGAACUGAUGGUUUUCUGCUUACAGCUUUAGAACAUACUUUAUUAUUCAUGUGUGCACAACAAAAAAACAUCCAGCAAAAAGAACCAAAUUCUGAAACUAGGACAUGCAAUAAUUAUGUUGUGUUGAGAUGUCAAGGUCUCCCUUGCGUUGCCUCAGGCUGAAAGUUUUCCAGAGUUCAAAGAUCAUAAUGUGGAGCUGUUUUACUGGUAGUGUGUUGUAAUCCCUGUGUGGGGGGAAAAGCUCUUUAUUUUACUUUAUUUGUCCACUACGGGAUCACUGCUGUUUGUUUUUAUUAAGUCUCCACAGUUGCUGUUCCAAUCAGAAUUGAAUGAUUUGAACUUUUGCUAUUUAUUUUUUUAAUGAAUCCACCGUGUGGAUGAAGAUGUAUGCUCUGAUGAACUGUCAGUGUAAUCAUUGUGAAUGGAGCUGCCCCAAGAUUAGAAAUAUAAUGUGAAAAACUGCUGAAGUGCAUUUGUCAAUAUUUCCAAAACACAAAUGAUUUGAUCCUCAUGUUGAAACAGAAAUCUGCUUCAGUGCUUUAAAGUUAAUUUUGGAGGAGCAGAGCAGAGGUGUCUUCUGAAUAUAAUGUAGAUUAUAAAGGUUUAUUACCAGAAUGAUUGUUGUUCUCAUCUGUAUCUAUAAACCAGAUGUCUGAAAUAAAACCUCAUCAGAAGUUUA